This is a messenger RNA of Nematolebias whitei (Rio pearlfish), 2528 nucleotides long. Its product is annotated as NUAK family SNF1-like kinase 1. The record is from RefSeq and is a predicted model, not a curated record. Gene Ontology annotation, cellular component: cytoplasm. The coding region runs from base 191 to 2230 and encodes 679 amino acids. The transcript is spliced from 7 exons. Gene Ontology annotation, biological process: microtubule cytoskeleton organization; intracellular signal transduction; protein phosphorylation. Gene Ontology annotation, molecular function: protein serine/threonine kinase activity; tau-protein kinase activity; ATP binding. NCBI's taxonomy places the organism in Eukaryota, Metazoa, Chordata, Actinopteri, Cyprinodontiformes, Rivulidae.
GUGAGAGGAUUCGGUUCUGCUGCCGGGGGCAUGAAUCAAGUGGGUCUCGUCCUGUUCACUCCCAGCUCGGCCUCGCUUUGACGUCCUCUCUUUAUGGGCAGCUUGGAGCGCCGCUUCUUUUCCACGCAGCUCGAAGUCACUCGGGGAUCCGGCUGCUCCUGACAAGGAGGUGGCGCGCAGUGUGCGGAGGAUGGGCAGACGCGAGGCGCACGGUGGAGGCGCAAUGAGCACCAAGUGCCGCUCCGAGCUCGGAUGUCUGCAGGACGCGGCGUCCAGCAGCCAGCAGGGUGAGGCGGACAGAUGCCCCCCCUGCAGCGCAGACAGGCGGCAGCCAGGCGCGGACACAGAGGCGCCUGCGGAAGUGAAGAAGCACCAGCACAAGCACAACCUGAAGCACCGCUAUGAGGUGAUGGAGACCUUGGGCAGAGGCACCUAUGGGAAAGUUAAAAAGGCGGUGGAGAAAGCCAGCAUGAGAACAGUGGCGAUCAAGUCAAUUCGCAAGGAGCGCAUUACCGACGACCUGGACAGAAUUCACAUCCAGAGGGAGAUCGAAAUCACCUCUGCACUCAGACACCCCAACAUCACACGCUUCCACGAAGUGUUUGAGAGCCGGGAUAAGAUUGUGAUAGUGAUGGAGUACGCCAGCAGAGGAGAGCUGUACGAUUACAUCCAGGAGAGGAAACGACUGCCAGAGCCAGAAGCCCGAAGCAUCUUCAGACAGAUUGCAUCUGCCGUCCACUACUGCCACAAGAAUGGUGUUGUACACCGAGACCUCAAGCUCGAGAACAUCCUUUUAGAUCAAGAUUUGAAUGUGAAGCUGGCUGACUUUGGCCUUUCCAAUAAUUUCCAGAAGGGCUCCUUGCUGCAGACCUACUGUGGAAGUCCUCUUUAUGCCUCCCCAGAGAUCGUGAAGGGGCUGCCGUACCGAGGACCAGAAGUGGACUGCUGGGCUCUGGGGGUCCUGCUCUUCGCGCUGGUUUACAGCAGCAUGCCGUUUGAUGGGGCCAAUCAUGCUAAGCUUACUGAGCAGAUCAGCCAGGGCCACUAUCAUAGACCCAACCCCCCCUCAGACGCCUGUGCUCUCAUUGACUGGUUGUUGACAGUGCGUACAGAUGAGAGGGCCACGAUAGAGGACGUGGCCAACCACUGGUGGGUAAAUUGGGGUUAUGAAGAGAGCGUGUGUGACUGCUCUUCAUCGCCUCACCAAGACUGUCCUUCACCCCUGCUGGCUCGCUACAUCGACUGGCAGAAUCGGGCCGGAGCUGCUGCCAACAUGACUGUCGACCCAGAGACCUUAGACUUCUCUUGUUCUGGCGCUUUUUACUUCAGCAUGCCUCUAAAGAGUGACUGUGGAGGAGUAGGAAGAACGCGUGGAGGAAUUUCAAACCUCAGAAAGUCUCGAAAAGAGAAUGUAAUCCCCCAGAAUUCCCUGGGAGCUUGUGGUGGUGUUUGUUCAACAGCUGUGUCUUCGACUUCCACCGGUGAAAGAAGAAGACCUAAAGGCAUACUCAAACACCAGAGGAGCUUAGAUUCUGUCUUUCACAACCCAAAGAAGGAGAACUCUUCCUCUCAGCAGUGUAGCGCACUUCCUCAAACUCACCAGACACAAACACUUCCUCACGCACACACAAAUAACUUGUCCAAAAGCCUUCCACACCCAUCUGCAUUCAGUCAGCCUUCAUCUAAAAUGCCAAAGAAAGGAAUACUGAAGAACUUGUAUGUUGGGGAGACGGGUUAUAGCUCCAAAGGAAAGUGCUCUGAUGUGGGAGUCAAAGAUAGUGAUUUAGGUCAUUCAGGCUCCUACAAACAGCACACGUCUUUCCCAGCUGCAGAAGAUAGUCCCACCAUGCGCACAGAAGCAGUGAGGAGACGCAAAGGUAUUCUUAAACGUAACGGCAAGUUCUCCCGCAGUCUGGAUCUUCCCGAUAGCCCCAACCCAUCGCCCUGUCCAGCCCUUGCAAUGUUCCCAGAGGCUUUGCAGCAGCUCCUACAGGCCACAUCGAACACAGAGGGCCGCCGCAGCCGCCCUUCCAGCGUGGUCAGUGAGGAUAGCCUCUUCUCCUCUGAUUCAUUUGACCUGCUGGAUCUCAGCAUCCAGUCGCAGCAAAAGAUUUUCUCCCAGGAGAUACAGCACAACGUGUGCAGCUCUGAGGAGAACCUGGAGCAGACAAGGACGGAGACAAUCAGGGCUGGUGAAAACAAAAAUGGACAGAAAGAAAUGAAUAGGUAGAGGAAUUACAAACACGUGACUGUGGCAAAAAUGGUUUUCAGUACAAUGUUUUAGUUCACGUGGUUUACCAAUUUUAAAAUAUAGUACUUUAAGCUUUGGGAAAGUUGCAUCUCAAGUCCACUAACUCUCCUGAGUGUUGCACUAUCAAUACAAGGCACCAUAUUCUUUUUUUAAAUUUUAUUAUUAUUUUUAUCAAGGUCUUUUUAUUAACUUUUAGGGAUUUUUUUAAACAAACACAACAGACCAGAGAACAAAAGAAAAAAAAACUGUAAAUAAAACCCUCCUGUCCCUCCCCACC